AGAAGGGGGGUUCACUCCAGUUCAGCAUGUCAGGCCUCGGACCCAAGACAGAGGACUUCAGAAUAACUGAGAUGGGGGAGAUGGAGACAGACGCGAGCAGCACGCACAACAAGAGCGGCGUCUUCGAGCGCUACGUGCAGCCGUGCGUGGCCGAGAUGUUCGGGACCACCGCGUUCGUGUUCGUCGGCUGCGCGUCUGUCAUGGGGAGCCUGGGGACGUCCGGCGUCCUCCAGCCGGCCGUGGCACACGGACUGACGCUGGGGGUGAUGAUCGCACUGUUUGGACAAAUCAGCGGGGGCCACUUUAACCCGGUGGUGUCCCUGAGCGCCUACCUGUGUGGAGGGAUGGAGCUCGUCCUGCUGCUGCCUUACAUCGUGGCUCAGGUGUUGGGAGGGAUGGUUGGUGCUGGUUUGGUCAGGGCUGUAUUCCCCUCUGUUCUGUAUGAUGCCACAACCGGAGGAGCCUUCACGGUUGUCUCCAGUGAUCUGGCUCUAAUCACGCUGACGGAGGCGAUCCUCACCACCUUCCUCACCAUGGCGGUGUGCUUGGGCGCCGUCAACAGACAAACCCGCUCCCCGCUGGCCCCUUUCUGCAUCGGCCUCACCGUGAUGGCCAACAUAUUUGCCGGAGGGACGCUGUCUGGAGCCUGUAUGAACCCAGCCCGAGCCUUUGGCCCUGCAGUGGUUGCCAACUACUGGAACCAUCACUGGAUCUUCUGGGUUGGACCCAUCUGUGGUGCACUGGCCACCGUCAGCCUUGUCAGGCUUGCGUUUGGCGACAAGAAGACGCGAAUUUUGUUCAAGUGAACAUCUACUUUAUUAACGAGGAAGAGAGAGGGGACAUCCCCACUGAUCUGAGGACAGUUUUUCCAUUCGGAUGUUUAGACAUUACUCACCAAUUAGACUGUAAAACUUAAAAAUGUGUACAAAUAUACUGUAUAUGUCCCUGAACCAGCUAUUAUCGCUGACUCCUUCUAAAUGACAUGUUUGUAUUUCAAGAUUCAAUAAAGUGUUUAAUGAUAUGAUAGGGAUCUGAUAGCUACGCCUAACUUGGACUUUACAUGCUCGAUUAUGUCUGGAGACAUGUCAUAAUAAAUUCCAUACAUACAAUUUCAUAUGCAGGAUCACACUUUCUGUUAUCCAUUGACAGUCUUUUAUGCUCAUCAUUUGGGUCAAAGUACUGAAUGGAAAACUGUGCUUUGAUAGCUCUAUUACGCAUAAUAUGGUACAAGGACAAGCCUCUGCACUAUACAAUAAAGCUGGAUUAGAAUCAUAAACUGGCGCCCUUAGAUCAGCGGAACGAUAGCAACAAGCUAGAGUGAAAAAGCUUUAUAAGGACAGAUACAUGGAUGAUAAAAAAAAAUGGAUGAUGAUGGUUGGAUUAUGGAUGAAAAGGGAUCAUCAGCACUGUGCACCCAUGCCAACGCAUGCAUUCAUUGUGCAGGUGCAAGAGUGUCGCAAUCACAUGUAGAAGCUACAUAUGACAUAACAGACGCCUGAUAAAAAGCAUGCAGUGACGGAAAGAGCAAUCAAAUACUGCAAUAUAUGAAUAUGAGUAUGAAUGAAGCACAGUCCGUAUCAUUUCAAACUUGUAUUUCAAAGCUCAUCAUAAUUGUCUGUAAAUAAAUUUUAGAUUAGAUUUUUUUUUUAUCAUUCCUGUGUAAUUUAAUGAUGUGUUAUUACUUCUUUGGCUCUGUUUUUAUUCUUAUUCUUGUGUGUUGUGUUUGUGGAGCAAACACCAAGACAUAUUCUUUGUAUGGCUGCAUUGUUUGGCUAAUAAAAUGGUUUCUGAUUCAGA
Molecule: messenger RNA, 1797 nt
Organism: Chelmon rostratus (copperband butterflyfish)
Lineage: Eukaryota; Metazoa; Chordata; Actinopteri; Chaetodontiformes; Chaetodontidae
Product: aquaporin-8-like
Exons: 5
Coding region: 27-806 (259 amino acids)
Biological process (GO): transmembrane transport
Cellular component (GO): plasma membrane
Molecular function (GO): water channel activity
Source: RefSeq, a predicted model, not a curated record